AUGGCAAAAAGUGAUGGCGCGGUCCGUCGAAGACAGGCGCGCGAGGAGCGAGAGGACGCGAUCGAGGAGCGACGCGCGAAGGCGCGAGAGGAGAAGAAUCUGUGCUGCGGCGUCAGCUCGCUGCACGUGUUCUUCCUCCUCCUGUUCUUCCUCCCGACGAUGUUCGGCGUCGCGGACUACUUCUUCAAGUUCAGCGAGGUUCCCGGGGGCGCGCACGGUGCGCUCGAUCCGUCGCAGGCGGUGUGGAGGGAGAAACUUAAGGCAUUCUACGGCGAGAACAACCCUGGGAAGAUCGGCGAGAUCCCUAAGCUGUUGGCGCGUUUUCUCUCUCCACGCGACCUCGUUCGCAUCGUCGGGCCGAGCGGACGUCGUUCCUCGAUGACUUUCCCCGCUUUCGAUUCGAUUCUCUUCGCCCGUUUUUUUCCGUUACACGCGCGCUCGGCCGCGACGCCGUUCGACUGA
Micromonas pusilla CCMP1545 is the source of this 462-nucleotide messenger RNA. RefSeq lists its product as uncharacterized. The coding region runs from base 1 to 462 and encodes 153 amino acids. The record is from RefSeq and is a predicted model, not a curated record. The transcript has a single exon. Lineage: Eukaryota; Viridiplantae; Chlorophyta; Mamiellophyceae; Mamiellales; Mamiellaceae.